UCAAAAGAUAAUUAGUUGACAAAAGUAGGCCAAAAUCAAAUUGAACAAGUUGUAAACUUUUCAUGUCCUUGAAAGUACAAAAUAAAACUUCCUACACUCAUAUCCAACUCUUUAUCAGGCACUACGUAACACAAUCUAGAAUCCCAACGCAGUAACUCGUUAAAUUUUAAUCGCCUUUCCUUUUCUUAUAUAUUCACACAAAUUCCAACUAAAAUUUAUAUGAAAAAAAAACUAUGUGCUACCUUUCACUUUCUAACAAAAGAGAUAACUUCCAACUCUUUUUCUUUCUAAUUUAAGCCUAUCAACAAGAAAAAUAACCUUAUUUAUAUACAUUUUUCGUCCAUUUCACCUCCAUCAAUCAUUCAUUCUUAAAGAUUGAAAUCCUUAUUGGUUUCAUUAAUUUUCUAGAAUAUAUAUAUUUAUUUCGUAAGAUGUCUAGCAUUCUUAAGAGAAUCAACAAGAAGAACAAGAAGGCAAUUAACACGACGAUAAGGAUGAUGACAGCGACAACGACCCCAUCAUCUCCCGUGGCUUCACUUUCUUCGUGGUCACCAUUUACUGAUUAUUUUGAAGAGAGUGAUUCAAGGGAUAUUGAGAAAGUCUUCAGAUAUAUAGAUGAGAAUGGAGACGGAAAAAUCUCCCCAGCCGAGCUACGAAAAUGUGUGAAAGCAGUCGAUACUCAACGACUAUCAGUAGAAGAGGCGACAGCAGCCGUCGAGUGUUCAGAUUUGGAUGGCGAUAGGUUGUUGAGCUUAGAUGAUUUUGGUAGGUUGAUGCAAGGCAAUGGACUAUUGGAAGAGGAAAAGAGGGAUGAGUUAAGAGAAGCAUUUUUUAUGUACAAUGAUAAGAAGAAUGAGUUAGGGUUUAUAACACCUAAGAGCUUAAAGAGAAUGUUGACUCGACUUGGUGAGCCAAAGUCGAUUCACAAAUGUAAGGCUAUGAUUCGGGUGUAUGAUCUAAACGGAGAUGGUGUUCUUUCAUUUGAAGAAUUUGCUAUUAUGAUGCGUUAGAAGGAAUAAUUUUGUGGUUUUUUAUUUUGUAAUUGUUUGUAUAUUAGGUUAUAAAUUUUUAUGUGUUCCAAAUUAGAGGAAAAAAUGUUUCGUCUUAGAUAAAUACUCAUAAUCAGUCACAUGCAUAAGAUGAUGUGAAUAUUAAGUGAGAGGGAACAAUUUGUUUUAGGGAAUACUAUACAAUAGACAUGUUGAUAUUAUAGACAAUGUCAAAUAUGUACCCAUGUUGGUUAACUAGCUUCCAUUUACUUUGUUGAUAUAUUACAUGGUUGUA
This is a messenger RNA of Chenopodium quinoa (quinoa), 1284 nucleotides long. Its product is annotated as calcium-binding protein CML39-like. The transcript is spliced from 2 exons. NCBI's taxonomy places the organism in Eukaryota, Viridiplantae, Streptophyta, Magnoliopsida, Caryophyllales, Amaranthaceae. Bases 432 to 1010 code for a protein of 192 amino acids. The record is from RefSeq and is a predicted model, not a curated record. Gene Ontology annotation, molecular function: calcium ion binding; enzyme regulator activity.